Cheilinus undulatus (humphead wrasse) is the source of this 3084-nucleotide messenger RNA. RefSeq names its product staufen double-stranded RNA binding protein 1 (gene stau1). The record is from RefSeq and is a predicted model, not a curated record. The transcript is spliced from 15 exons. Bases 303 to 2390 code for a protein of 695 amino acids. NCBI's taxonomy places the organism in Eukaryota, Metazoa, Chordata, Actinopteri, Labriformes, Labridae.
UCAAGACAGGGCCAUUCUCUUUAGUGUUUGCCCUGUUUUCCCAAUGUCCAUCUCACCGCCCGCAUUUUGAUAUAAAACGUACAUAUUCAGACUCGUCAAAUUUGCCAUUAACGUAAGAAACCCUCAGUUAAUGAACGUAUACUAUGGACUAAUGAAAAACUGAACUAAAGGAACGACGAGGAAGAGCUUUCAUUCAAACCUCCUCAAUAAGCAGUUCCUACAACUUUGGCAUUCACCAUUGCUGCACCACAAAGUUCUUAUCUUGACUUGAUCCUACAGCUGACUAAAGAACAACAUAGAAGAUGUCCCAGGUUCAGUUCCAGUGUCCGGCAAGCCCCAUGCCUGCUGCCCCUGCCCCAGUGCAAAUGGGACCGCCGCAACCUGGCUACAGUAUCCCCUGUGCCUCAGGCACACUACCGUCAGAGAGUGCCAGCCAGCCUAUCAGGAGCUCUGCCCUCCCUGCAGGCUCAGCCACUCCCUACAAUAUAACAACAGUAUCUAACAUGGCAAACCCUAAAGAGAAGACCCCCAUGUGCUUGGUGAAUGAGUUAGCCCGUUUCAAUAAGAUCCAACCUGAGUAUAAGCUGUUGUGUGAGCAAGGACCAGCUCACUCCAAGAUUUUCAGAGUCAGGCUCACACUAGGAGAUCAGCACUGGGAGGCAGAGGGGACCAGCAUCAAGAAAGCCCAGCACUCUGCUGCAGCAUCUGCCCUCGAUGAGACAACACUUCCUAAGCCCACCGUGAGGACACCCCGUAACACAGGCAAGCACCCAGCAGAUGGCAUUACACACACCAUGGAGUUAAAUGCACUAUGUAUGAAGCUUGGUAAAAAGCCCAUGUAUAAACCCAUCGACCCAUACCCGGGGAUGAGACCACCAAACUUCAACUACAACGUCCGGCCUCCAGGACCCUACCAGCGCUCUAUGCAACAGUACUACUACCCUUUUCCUCCAGUGGGACCAAUGAUAUACCACAUGGAGCUUUCCAUCGGAGGCCAGCAGUUUAUUGGAAAGGGACGCACAAGGCAGUUAGCCAAGCACGACGCUGCUGCCAAGGCCCUGAAAGUGCUGCACAAGGAGCCAAUAUUACAGCAGUUGCCAGAGGUGAACGGAGAACCAGAGGAGGAGAACCUCAACAAAUCAGAAAUCAGUCAAGUGUUUGAAAUUGCACUUAAACGCAAUUUACCUGUCAACUUUGAGGUUUUAAAAGAAGAAGGCCCUCCCCACAUGAAGAGUUUUGUCGUGUGUGUUACAGUCGGGGAGUUCACUGGCGAGGGUGAAGGAAAGAGUAAAAAGAUUGCCAAGAAGCUGGCAGCAGCAGCAGUGCUGGGGGAGUUAAAGAGGCUGCCACACAUACCCAGCACAGAAAAGACGCUGCCACGCACCAAAAAGAAAACCAAAUCCAUCAUCAAGCUCCAGACCAGUCCAGAAUAUGGUCAGGGUAUGAAUCCCAUCAGUCGCCUGGCCCAGAUCCAGCAGGCCAAAAAGGAGAAGGAACCAGAAUACAGCAUGGUGACAGAGAGAGGGCUGCCUCGCCGCCGGGAGUUCGUCAUGCAGGUGACAGUGUGUGGCCAGACUGCAGAGGGGAUGGGACCGAGCAAGAAGGUAGCCAAAAGGAACGCAGCAGAGAAGAUGCUGGAUCUUCUGGGAUAUAAAGGGCCACAGCCUCAGCCUCCCAAACCGGCACUAAAGACAGAUGAAAAAACCCCAUUGAAAAAACCUGGUGAUGGGCGUAAAGUGACCUUCUUUGAACCUGGCUCAGCAGAGGAGGCAGCGUUGGGUCCCAAGGAGGAGGACUUCCGCCUGCCUUACUUGAGCCACCAGCAGCUGCCUGCAGGGAUCCUGCCCAUGGUCCCUGAGGUGGCUCAAGCAGUUGGUGCCUGUCAGGGGUCCCAGGCUAAGGACUACAAUCGAGCUAUGCCAAACCCAGGAAAGGCCACAAUCACUGCCAUGAUAGCCAAUGAGCUGCUUUAUGCAGGGACGUCCCUGACUGCUGAGACUAUCUUAAAGAACAAAAACAACAUGAACCAGCUGCCCCUCGGACCCCUGACCAGGCCUUCAGAGCAGCUCAGCUAUCUGGCAUCUGUGCAGGGCCUGCAGGUGGAAUACAAAGAUUUUCCUAAAAACAAUAAGAAUGAGUUUGUGUCACUGAUUAACUGCUCCUCCCAGCCGCCGCUCAUCAGCCAUGGGAUUGGGAAAGAUGUAGAAUCCUGUCAUGAUAUGGCUGCACUGAAUAUACUAAAGUUGCUCUCAGAGUUGGACCAGCAGUCAAAUGAAAGGACAGGAAAUGGACCAGUCUCUCGGUGUGGCAAGCAGGAAGUGGAAGGUGACUUGCACCUCAAACAGGCUAACUCAAGCACAUUGGCACAGACCGUGGAUGGCACUGUUUAGAUGAUGAUCAGGUCCGGUUGUCUGUAAAAGCACUAGAGAAAACUCAGACACUGUGUUCUUAGUCAGCUUUAGUCGGCUGCAGGAAGCUUUGGGUACUGUAGGCUCUAAACCAUCACUGUUCAUAUUCAUUGUACCAAAAUCUUCACAGUUAAACAAGAUUGAUAGGAACAGAAUAGUUUCUUCCCCUUGAUUUUGUUUAAUUGUACGUUAUUUAUUUUGUUGUGUUUUAGUAAAAGUAGCUGCAUCCUAGUCAAUGAGUUUGGGGUUUAUAUGAUGAAAAAAAGAGUGAAUAACUGUGAACCUUCUUUUGUUUUUUUCUAACUCAUUUCCUCUCUGUUAGAUCUUCUGUUGUUUUUAAGUCUCUGACCCCUGCUGAAGUAGUGAAUUAAAUAACAUCUCGUAAAGGUUUAGACCUCAUCUUUGUCUAGGGUGCAGCUGGCGAACCUCUGUUGAUUUUCCUAGAGUGCUUUAUAUCAACAACCAGUGUUAACGACAUUACCAUGUAGGGCCGGGAAGACUUUCUGACUAAAUGUAGCGUGUGAUGUAAUGUGACGUUGUCUCUGCGGUGUGUGGCAGGGACGUUUCCCUGUUACGUCAGUUUCCCUGAGUACUCCCUCCUCCUUUCUCAUGUCAACAUCCCCACUCUCUGCUCCCCAUGGUAAUUAAACCUCUGUGCUUACGUGCACAAAACCAA